Molecule: messenger RNA, 3337 nt
Organism: Anopheles coustani
Lineage: Eukaryota; Metazoa; Arthropoda; Insecta; Diptera; Culicidae
Exons: 9
Coding region: 443-3337 (964 amino acids)
Cellular component (GO): plasma membrane
Source: RefSeq, a predicted model, not a curated record
GUGGAUGUGAUUUCGCUAUACGUUGGACCAGUUUAAAAGUUGACUUGUGUUGUUCACAGUGUUUGCGUGCAGGAAGUGUCAAUAGUGAAGCUGUGCAGAUCACGGUAGACCCGCACCUUUGGAAUACAUCGCUUCCAUGCGUACUCCCGGUAGCUCCGGAAAUCAACUAGCCCGGUGAGGUGUUAGCAUUGGUCUAGUUUCCGUCCGCGGAAACGCUCUUUCGCUCGCCGUUGGUUUGAUGUCAGCGCCGUGAACGUCAUACUGCUACCAUCAGUUGCCCGGACGUGGCACUCGAAGUGGUGCGUCAGAAGCAUUCUGGGGAAGAGUGUUCGUGUGCACUGUGCUGCUCGUAGGGCCACGGUCCAUUUCCACCGUUCCGGAUUAGUGUGACCUCGUCCGGAAGCGGAAAGCGGUGCAAAAAAGAAAUCUGAAAAAAAGAAAUAUGAUGUGCCAAGAAUCAAAAGCCGUAGUGAAUAAUUUACACAAAUCGAGAAAAGUAUGGAUAAAAGCUCUGUUCAUUAUACUUGUCGUGAAUGCGCAUGUGCAUGUUGUGACAUCGCAACAGCAGCAGCAGCAGCAGCAGCACCAGCAUCAGCAGCAGCAGCAGCAGCAACAACAUCAACAGCAGCUUUUACCGACAAACCUACCAUCACCGCAAAAACGAGCCGGUAACACAGCCAACGAUGGGGCAAAGGAUCACUGCAACAAAACCGUCGAUAUCUUCGAGGAUAUUUCGUCGCCCGAGGUGACCAACCUAAAUCGAAACCGACCAUUAACCUGUUGGUACCGGUUUCGAAGCAUCCGUGGAGCACCCCGGGAUUGGGUGUUGCGAUUGAAUUUCAAAAAGUUCAAAGUUGGGUCGCUGCUCAACGCAACGCACUGUGAGGGUGGCUAUUUGCAGAUAGUCGAUGGCAAUGCCAAAACCGACGUGUCAAACCGGCGCGAACCGGGUCAAUUUUGCGGCGAGUCCGAGCAACCGCAAACGUUCAUCAGUGAAACAAGUGCCGUCAAAAUAGUCUUUCACACCGAUAACUUUACCGACCAGACAUAUUUCGCGUUCGAUUCCGGCGCUGAGCAGCAAAUGGAAGUGUUCAACCGAUACGGUCCCCAUCCGGAGCUGUAUCCCAACCGUCGGGGUGAGGUGGUCCAAGGGUCGUACUGUGAGCGAGAGUUCCGCGACUGCCGACUGCAGACCUGCUACGUUCAAUCGCCCGCUUACCCGGGUAUCUAUCCGCGAGCGCUGAAGUGUCGUUAUCGGUUGCACACGAGACUUCCCUUCAUCAAGCUGUACAUCCAGAACGAGCAAUUUGCCGUUGAUGGGCAGAGGUGUGAAAACAUCAUGACAUGCCCGAUGAAGGAAAUCGGGUCGGGUUCCGAGCACUGUCCCUACGACUGGCUCGCAGUGUACGAUGGGCGCGACGAGCAUGCACCCCCGAUCGGAAAGUUCUGCGGAAUGGGCAAGUUUCCAUUCAGCAUCAUCGGAACAUCCCAGCAUAUGUACGUGGAGUUCGUUUCAUCACCGGCAGGGCCACUGCUGAACACCGGUUUCCACUUCAACGUUGGCAAUUGGCCUGGGCACGUGGAAACGGUGGGCACCAAGCAUGGUGCAUGCGACUGGCUGCUCAGCUCCGACGCGCUCCGAGCAACGAGCGCUUCGGAAGGUAUUUUCCUUAGCGUGGCUCACUGGUACCCACCGAACACCUCCUGCAGCUACCACAUACAGGGCAACGAGGACGAAGUAGUGCGACUCUAUUUUCCAAGCUUUCGAAUAAACCGCAUUGAAGCGCCAAUCAUCAAGCACGAAGAGGACUGCGCCGAAUCGCUCACGAUCUACGACGCGAAUAAUCCAGACCCUGCUCGAAUCAUCAAAACGUUCUGCGACACCUUCUCACGGCCGAUGGAGAAGAUCGACUUUGUCAGCACUGGUCGUUCGUUGUAUGUGAAGUUUCUUAGCAAAACGGGUUCAUACAGUGGCAGCUCACUUUACUACUGGGCGCACUACGAUUUCUUCAACAACACGAAGUUCGGCGAUCCGGUACCGAACACCCUGUGCGAUGAAGUAUUCUAUGCGUGGAAGUAUAGCAAAGGAGAGCUGAAGUCUCCACGGAACACGCUCAUCUACAAGCGUGCAUCUGGAAGCGAUGUGCGCUGCCAGUACAAGUUUGUCACCGAUCGGCGGCUGUUUUCGCGCGUAGUCGUCGAAGUGACGUCGGUAACGUUCAAAGAGGUGCCAUACUCGACGAGCGCCUGCACGCGUUGCCACGAGGAGCGAGUUGACAAGCUAGUGCUAUGGGAGGAACGGGACAAGAACCAGAACCGUUUGGCAUGCUUCUGUGACAACAUUCCCCGUCCGGUGCGAAUAAUCUCGUCCGGCGAUCAGAUGAACCUGGAGCUGAUCAUUCAAGGCCAGCACGCGACAACGAGCUACUUUAAGAAUCCGAACACGCUGUUCGAGGCCAACUACGAGUUUGCUCAUGGUCCUAUAUGUGGCCCGAUAACGUUAGGUCCAUCGCCCGAUGGUGAACUGGUUUUCCCUUACAAAAAUGCGCUAGGUUUUCAGUUAACUGAAAACCGCAAAGAAAAGUGUAUUUGGGAGUUGAAGGUGGCGGCGCAACGUGACCUCUGGCUGCAUCUGGACAAGGCACGAUUUGCCGAACGAAGUUGCGAGCAUGGACGCAUCGAAGUGUACCUGGCCGGGCGCCUGGAGCCACGGUUCAUCAUCUGCCCAGAGAACGUUAGCCUUGCGCGGGACCUGCCCAUUCUGUCGGCAGCCGAGCUGGGGGCGGUAGAGAACGAAAACGAACCGCUGCCUGUACUGAUCCAGUACACGGGAGACAGUGCUAUCGGAAAGAACGCGUUCAAGUUCGUUUGGACUGAGCUGUUCCAUCUACCUCGAAACGCCGACGGGACUCUUGCCACGUCGGCCAUGUUCAAGGACAGCUGCGAUUUCUAUUGCCCUGGCGACCAGCACGUCUGCAUUCCGGAAUAUUUGCUUUGUAACGGAGUGCUCAACUGCCCGAAUGUGACCGGUUUGCGCGUGGUGGAAAGCAACAUUGAUAAGAAUUACGAGUACAUCGAGGAGAACUAUCUACGCACGGGCCUAUUCGACAAGGAGUUUCUGCUGAACAUCGAGUACCUGACCGAUGAGUCGCCGGAGCUCUGCCGAACAAAGUACAUACCGGAUGUUGGAACUGGACGCGUGGAGCUUCCCGAGGUAGUCGAGUGCUUCCAAUUCCCGAUGGUACAGAUGAUCUUCGCCGCUGUAAUCGUCUGCACAUUGAUCAUUUUAGCCUUCGUGAUCUACUGCCGGUUGUACGGCCAAAAGUACUACGAAUGA